Messenger RNA from Durio zibethinus, 3900 nucleotides. The record is from RefSeq and is a predicted model, not a curated record. NCBI's taxonomy places the organism in Eukaryota, Viridiplantae, Streptophyta, Magnoliopsida, Malvales, Malvaceae.
UGCCUGUCAUUGGUUUCUACCGCAGACAUUGUGAAACAGUAUGAAACAUGAAAAAGUCCAAUGUGGGCGUAACAAUGUUUGGUUUCUUCCUUCACCGAAGCGUUGUCAACGCGAAAGAGAUCUUUACCUAAAGGAGAUUCUUUGCAUUUUCCCUUUCUUUUCUCUUUGAAGAAUCCCGGGAGGAGAGAGAUAUAUCAUUCACCUUCUUAAAUGAUAAGAACAUCCCCAUAGGUAAAGUUUCUUUCUUUUUCUUUUGCCCUGAGAACACCGUUUGUUAUAUUUCUCUAUUCUUUCAUUUCUUUUCGUUUCUGUUCUCUUUGUUCCUUCUUGGGUUUUUUUUUUUAUAUAUAUAAUUCAAAUCCAGUUAUUACAGUUGAAUUUUCCAUCGAAACUGGGAACCACAACUCGAUUUCUUCUGCAUCUUUUUGUUAUAUGUAUGAAGAAAUAAAGUUUCCUCUUUUUUUUCACUUGAUUUGAUUACCAUCAUAGAGAACCAUAAUUUGAUAUACAAGAGUGUUUCAUUUGGUUGUUGAUGGAUAAUUACUCAUACAAAAAUCCAUAUUCAUACCCUUAUCACCAUGGAUACCCAUCUCCAAAUCAAGAUCCAUAUGCGACUCCACCAUAUCAAUAUCCUUAUAAUUCUCCCCAAUACCCUUACCCAUCACCUCCAUAUCCACCCCCAACCUCUCAUUCAGCUCCCUUAGAUUAUUCACAUUCUCAUUCUAGACCGAUUCCUUAUCAAUAUCCAUACCCAGUUUCCCCAAAUCCAAUUCCUCAUACUUCGUCUCCACCUGUUAUUCAACAUCAUGGUAGUUUUCACUAUGGUUCAUCUCCUUACCCUUAUCAGCAAUCCUUGGCUGGUCAUUACCCACUUCCUGAAAGCAAUUCACAAGUAUCUUCCCCUUAUCAACAACCUGCCGAAUACCUUCCUCCUGAAAGUAAUUCUCAGCUACACUCUAGACACAAUAGCUUCUCUGGUCAUAACAGGCAUGAAAGUACGAGUUCUUUAGGAGCAAAUCCAGAUAGUAUCCCAUCUCAUGCUUCAGCUUAUCCGCCUUUGGAUGAUCUUUUGAGUAAUGUGCAUUUGUCUGAAAGUCGGCCGACGGCUCCUCCUUCACCCCCAGCACCUUCAGGGCCUCUAUUGCCCACUUCUACUUCAGCAACUGAGCUACAAAGUCCAGUCUAUGGGCAUGCUACCCCAGGGGACUUUUAUGGAUAUCCUAAUAACUCUUUUUCUAGUAAAUGGGAGGGGCCUUAUUUGGGCAGAAUGGAUUCGUCUAAUUACUCUGUUUUUUCCCAUACGGGUUCAUUCGAUGGAUCACAACAUAACCAGAGUACGCAGGUUGUGCCCUUCCACAAAGGUUCAUUGAGAGUUUUGCUCCUGCAUGGAAAUUUAGAUAUUUGGGUUUGUGAUGCAAAGAAUCUUCCCAACAUGGAUAUGUUCCAUAAGACUUUAGGCGAUAUGUUUGGGAGGUUACCUGUAAAUGUUACCAACAAGAUUGAAGGACACAUGAACCACAAGAUUACAAGUGAUCCUUAUGUCACAAUUACAAUUGGAGUUGCUGUUGUGGGAAGGACUUAUGUGAUUAGCAAUAAUGAAAACCCUGUCUGGAUGCAACAUUUCUAUGUUCCUGUUGCACAUUACGCUGCUGAAGUGCAUUUUGUUGUUAAAGACAGUGAUGUUGUGGGGUCACAGUUGAUAGGAGUUGUGCCAAUUCCAGUGGAGCAGAUAUACUCCGGGGAAAAAAUUGAGGGAACCUACCCAAUUCUGAAUAAUAAUGGAAAGCCCUGUAAGCCUGGAGCUGUCUUGAGACUAUCAAUUCAGUACACGCCAAUGGAGAAAUUGAGCUUCUAUCAUCAUGGAGUCGGAGCAGGUCCUGAUUAUAUGGGUGUUCCUGGCACAUAUUUUCCUCUUAGGAAGGGGGGGACUGUGACUCUUUAUCAAGAUGCACAUGUCCCUGAUGGGUGCCUUCCAAACUUGACACUUGACCAUGGGAUGACCUAUGUCCACGGAAAGUGUUGGAGUGACAUAUUUGAUGCUAUUUGUCAAGCUAGGCGCUUGAUUUACAUUACUGGGUGGUCAGUUUGGCACAAAGUUAGGCUGGUGCGGGAUGCUGGUCGUGCUUCAGAUAGCACUUUGGGGGAUAUUCUUAGGUCGAAGUCCCAGGAAGGAGUUAGAGUGCUACUUCUGAUAUGGGAUGAUCCUACUUCAAGAAGCAUCUUGGGAUACCAAACGGAUGGAAUAAUGCAAACCCAUGAUGAGGAAACACGUCGUUUUUUCAAACACUCCUCAGUGCAAGUGUUACUUUGUCCACGUAUUGCUGGAAAACGACAUAGUUGGAUCAAACAAAAGGAAGUUGGAACAAUUUAUACGCACCAUCAGAAAACUGUAAUUGUGGAUGCUGAUGCUGGGAGAAAUAGAAGAAAAAUUAUUGCUUUUCUUGGUGGCCUUGACUUAUGCGAUGGGCGAUAUGAUACUCCACAUCAUCCUAUAUUUAGGACACUACAAACACUGCACAAGGAUGACUAUCAUAACCCAACGUUUACAGGUAAUGUUGCUGGUUGUCCAAGAGAACCAUGGCAUGACUUACACUGUAGAAUUGAUGGCCCAGCUGCAUAUGAUGUGCUGGUCAACUUUGAGGAACGAUGGUACAAGGCUGCAAAGCCUCAUGGAAUUAAAAAACUAAAAAUGUCAUAUGAUGAUGCUUUGCUGAGGAUAGAAAGAAUUCCAGACAUUAUUGGAGUUUCUGAUUUUCCCAUUAAUGAGAACGAUCCUGAAGCUUGGCAUGUUCAGAUUUUUCGCUCAAUUGAUUCAAAUUCUGUUAAAGGCUUCCCAAAGGAUCCAAAAGAUGCCACAAGCAAGAAUUUGAUGUGUGGUAAAAAUGUACUUAUUGAUAUGAGCAUACAUACAGCAUAUGUGAAGGCCAUUCGUGCAGCCCAGCAUUUCAUUUAUAUAGAAAAUCAGUAUUUCAUUGGAUCCUCCCAUAAUUGGAACUCUCAUAAAGACUUAGGUGCUGACAACUUAAUUCCAAUGGAAAUUGCUCUUAAGAUUGCCAGUAAAAUUAAAGCAAAUGAGAGGUUUGCUGCAUAUAUUGUUGUUCCAAUGUGGCCAGAGGGUGUUCCAACUGGCGCUGCGACUCAAAGGAUUCUAUUUUGGCAGCACAAAACUAUGCAAAUGAUGUACGAGACUAUUUACACGGCUUUGGUGGAGGCAGGACUUGAGGGUGCUUUCUCACCACAAGACUUUUUGAAUUUCUUCUGUCUCGGCAAUCGUGAGGUAGAUGGAUUUGAAAGUUCAGCCCCUGAAAGUCCUAGUCCUGCAAAUACUCCUCAGGCUCUUAGUCGGAGAAGUCGAAGAUUUAUGAUUUAUGUCCAUUCAAAAGGUAUGAUAGUUGAUGACGAGUAUGUAAUAUUGGGGUCUGCAAACAUCAAUCAACGUUCCAUGGAGGGCACCAGAGACACUGAGAUUGCAAUGGGAGCUUACCAACCGCAACAUACUUGGGCAAGAAAACUUUCUAAUCCACAUGGACAGAUAUAUGGAUAUAGGAUGUCAUUAUGGGCGGAACAUCUUGGAGUUGUGGAGGACUGCUUCACACAACCAGAGAGUAUAGAAUGCGUAAGACGGGUUAAGCAAAUGGGUGAGAUGAACUGGAAACAAUUCGCAGCCGAUCAAGUGACAGAGAUGAGAGGACACUUGCUCAAGUACCCUGUUGAAGUUGAUCGGAAGGGUAAGGUCAGGCCCCUUCCAGGAUGUGAAAGUUUCCCAGAUGUAGGAGGAAACAUAGUUGGCUCAUUUCUUGCCAUACAGGAAAAUCUUACAAUAUGACCAUAUUUUAUUCAAAGUUAAAACUAUAAAUACGGUUUUUUCGAAGCCCAUUUUAAUGUAUAGUUUUUCCAUGG